Molecule: messenger RNA, 3798 nt
Organism: Galeopterus variegatus (Sunda flying lemur)
Lineage: Eukaryota; Metazoa; Chordata; Mammalia; Dermoptera; Cynocephalidae
Gene: ADGB
Product: androglobin
Exons: 27
Biological process (GO): proteolysis
Molecular function (GO): calcium-dependent cysteine-type endopeptidase activity; heme binding; oxygen binding
Source: RefSeq, a predicted model, not a curated record
AUGGGGCUGCUGGCAACAUGCAGCACCAGCCAGGAAAAGCUGCAGGCACCAGGGCAGCUCAAUGGGCUGCAGCUGGCGGAGCUUCUGUACCCUUUUGACAGUUAUGUACAACCUACUUCUGUUGAACAGAAGAAAGGGAAAUUCCCAAUCUGGCCAGAGUGGAGUGAAGCUGACAUAAAUGCAGAAAAGUGGGAUGCAGGCAAAGGUGGAAAAGAAAAGGACAAAACAGGGAAAAGCCCUGUGUUUACUCCUGUAGUUGUGAAGGAUGAAAUCACAUUUGACUUGUUUUCAGCAAAUGAACAUUUACUCUGCAGUGAGCUGAUGAGAUGGAUUAUCAGUGAAAUCUAUGCAGUGUGGAAGAUAUUCAAUGGAGGAAUUUUGAGCAAUUAUUUUAAAGGGACUUCAGGGGAACCUCCACUUCUCCCCUGGAAGCCGUGGGAACACAUAUACUCUCUGUGCAAGGCUGUGAAGGGUCAUGUGCCUUUGUUCAAUAGCUAUGGAAAGUAUGUUGUGAAACUUUACUGGAUGGGUUGCUGGAGAAAGAUAACUAUUGAUGACUUUCUGCCAUUUGAUGAGGAUAACAACCUAUUACUUCCAGCUACAACCUAUGAAUUUGAACUCUGGCCAAUGCUUUUGUCUAAAGCUAUCAUUAAACUGGCAAAUGUUGAUAUCCACAUAGCACAGAGGAGAGAGCUGGGAGAGUUCACGGUUAUUCAUGCACUCACAGGGUGGUUACCGGAAGUCAUUUCUCUUCACCCAGGAUAUAUGGACAAGGUUUGGGAGCUCUUAAAAGAAAUAUUGCCAGAAUUUAAGGUGUCAGAUGAGAACAACUCUGAAAGCAAAAUAGCAGCGAUAGAUACCAAGUUAAAAGAACCAGGAAAAGAAGGGAAAGAUGGCAAAGAAGGGAAGGAUGGAAAAGAAGUGAAAGACGGGAAGGAAUUCAAACCUGAGGGUUCCUCGACGACACUAAAACUUCCUGAGAAGACUGACAAACCUCCAAAGGAGAAAGCAGAUGCAAAAGACAUUGGAAAGAAGAGGAGUAAAGAAGGAGAAAAGGAGAAGGAAAAAUUCAAAUUUUCACUUCAUGGUUCAAGACCCUCAUCAGAUGUACAAUAUUCUGUGCAGUCCCUAUCAGAUUGUUCUUCAGCAAUACAGUCCCCUCAUAUGGUUGUAUAUGCUACCUUUACACCUCUCUAUUUGUUUGAAAACAAGAUCUUUUCAUUAGCGAAGAUGGAAAUCGAACUGCUGAGAAGCCAGCAAAGUGAAGACAAGGUAGCCCAGAGAUCAGCCAAGCAGAAAGCUGUUUUUACCCCUGGAGCUGGUGGGACAAGGGGAGGAGGUGGUGUGAAGAGUCCGGAGACCAGGGCCAUCCCGUGGAGACUGGAACCAGAGUCAAGUCGGGGGCUGCCCGGUGGGGGCUGGGUCGGUGAAGGGAGGAGCCGGCUGCUGGGUGUUGUGGUCACGGAGGAGAUGCAGUUCUCAUGCAACUCUGAAAGAUUUUUAAAAAUGUACAUCACGCUUCCCAUCUCCUACUUCAUAGAUUUAAUAAUAAAGAAGCCUGACCAGUUUCUUGAGAUUUCAAGUCCAUUUUUGAAUUACAGAAUGACUCCAUUUACAAUUCCAAAAGAAACGCAUAAUGUGCGAUCUUUUAUUAAGAAAGGGAUGACUCCACAAUCUGGUUUAUCUUCCCUCACUGAAAAUGAUGAAACUGCAACCUUUAGCCAGCCAGACUUGUGUCAAAUAACGGGAGGUAUAUGUCAGGGUAAUACUACUUCAGUUAUACCUGCAAAAGGUAAAGAUGAACAAAUAGACUCUGGAUUGAGUGACUUCCAUCAAACUGAUGGAUUUAGCUUGGAAAGAGAUUUGGUCAGCCCAACAGCAACACAGGAAAAAUCACAGGAAGAACUUGCAAUAAUCAAUAACGGUAUUUCUAAGGAAAUAUGGGUAGAUUUUGAAGACUUCUGUGUAUGCUUUCAGAAUAUAUAUAUUUUCCACAAGCCAAGUUCAUACUGCCUUAACUUUCAAAAAACAGAAUUUAAGUUCUCAGAAGAACGUGUGCUCUACCAUCUAUUUGUGGAUAGUCUAAAACCUAUCGAGCUCUUUGUUUGCUUUUCUGCAUUGGUACGCUGGGGUGAGUCUGGAGCCUUGACCAAAGAUAGCCCUGCUGUAGAGCCUGGCCUCCUAAUAGCUGAGACGUUUUCUUGGAAAUCUCUCAAGUCCCGCAAUCUUGUUCUGAAGAUACAUACAUAUGCUACCAAGGCUACAAUGGUUCGCCUUCCUGUUGGCAGGCACAUGCUGCUCUUCACUGCUUAUUCCCCAGUGGGACAUUCCAUACACAUCUGCAGCAUGGUGACUUUUGUCAUUGGGGAUGAAGAUGUCGUGCUGCCCUACUUUGAGCCGGAGAGCUACCGAUUUACAGAGCAGGCUCUGACAAUUCUGAAAGCUGUUGGGAAUGUGAUUGCUUAUUUCAAAGACAAAGGUAAACUUUCUGCAGCUCUGAAGGAUCUGCAAACAGCUCACUACCCUGUCCCCUUCCACAAUAAAGAAUUAACAGCACAGCACUUCAGGGUUUUUCAUAUUUCUUUAUGGCGUUUAAUGAAAAAAGUUCAAAUAACAAAACCUCCUUCAAACUUCAAAUUUGCAUUCCGUUCUAUGGUUUUGGACGUGGAGUUACUUGAUUCCUCCUUAGAGGAGGUGUCUUUAGUGGAAUGGGUAGACGUUAAAUAUUCUUCACCAGCAAGUGAGAAAGAGUAUUCUCCUGAGGAAGUCACAGCAGCAAUUAAAAUUCAAGCCAUGUGGAAAGGGACUUAUGUUAGAUUACUUAUGAAAGCCAGAAUACCAGACACAAAAGAAAAUAUCAGUGUUGCAGAUACUCUUCAAAAAGUUUGGGCUAUGUUGGAACUGAAUAUAGAACAAUAUGCACUUUCUCUCUUAAGACUAAUGUUUAAAAGCAAGUGCAAAUCUAUGGAAUCUUAUCCAUGCUAUCAAGAUGAAGAAACUAAGAUUGCUUUUGCUGACUAUUCUGGGACCUAUCAAGAUCAGCCACCAAAUUCUUGGUUCAUAGUAUUCAGAGAAACAUUUUUGGUUAUUCAAGAUAUGAUUUUGGUUCCCAAAGUAUAUACUACACUUCCAGUGUGUAUGCUGCACGUUAUUAAUAAUGAUACCAUGGAACAGGUGCCAAAGGUGUUCCAAAAAGUGGUGCCUUAUCUUUAUACAAAGAAUAAGAAGGGAUACACAUUUGUGGCCGAAGCAUUUACUGGUGACAUGUAUGUGUCAGCUUCACGAUGGAAACUGCGCCUCAUUGGUCCUUACACUCCACUGCCAUGCCUCUCUCGAGAUGCUCCAUGGAAUAACUUUGCCAUAAAGGAAAUAAGAGAUUACUACAUACCUAAUGAUAAGAAAAUUGUAUUCAGGUAUUCAGUUAAAGUUGCAUUACCACAUCCUGUUACAAUACAGGUACGCACAUCCAGACCAGAUGCAUUCAUCAAACUGCAGGUCCUAGAAAAUGAAGAAAUCAUGGUGAGCUCCAUUGGAAAAGGCCAAGCUCUAAUCCCGGUAUUUAACUUCUUGGGGAAUGAAAAGGCUUUGAGCUCCCAGUCUAGCAAGCAAGUUCUAUCUCAUGCUGCAUCUAAGAAAGAGCAAGAAGUGUAUAGUAAGAAGAAAUUUACCCAGGGAAGUCAGAAAUACAAUAGAGGUAAACCUGGAAGUUCAGUACAAGACACUGGUCUAUCUCUUUUGGAGGAGGAAACUGUCAGUGUGCCUACUACUAUAGAAGAAAGUUCUAGCAUGCCACAGCAG